Dentiscutata erythropus is the source of this 906-nucleotide messenger RNA. Lineage: Eukaryota; Fungi; Glomeromycota; Glomeromycetes; Diversisporales; Gigasporaceae. The record is from the annotation of a GenBank genome assembly.
AUGGGUGAAACUGACAGAGACAGUCCAAAAGAAAAAGAAUCUCAAUGUUUCAGAAUAUUUAGAAUGAGUUGUCUCUUCAUUGUUUAUGGCUUAAUUAUAGCCUACAUAGUUUACUACCUACUUAGUUUUUCUGGUCCUUCAUUACUACAAAUGUCAAGAUCAGUUGGUGAUGUACCUGUUCCUGCUGUCAUUUUUGUCCCCGGAUCCAGUCCUAUCAAUAACAUUUCAUGUGUUGAUACAACUGUUACAUAUGAUUGUAGUAAUAAUAUCCAAAAUUACACUGAUUACUUCGUUUAUCUUAGCAAUUUUUCAUUUUCGAAGACAUACAACCAAAUAAAUUUUAGUGAUUUCCUAUCUGGUGGUAGCAUAAGUUUAGCAAGCUCAAAGACCACAAGUAAUAUUCAAAACAAACUUUCUUCAUUAUUAUGUGAAAAUCUUUACACACUUUCACCAUUCCAAGUGAAUUAUAUAUUGUUAGAGCGCAUUCAAUAUCAAGAUCUUGACACUUCUUUAGAAAAAGAUAUGUUUACUAAAGUUGCCAGUAAAUCUUCCCAACAUAGAGUUAAAUAUUUUGGAUUGUCAACUAAGAUAUUAUCGCUUGGACAAUAUAGCAAUGCUGAUUUUCUGAAUGGACCUACACCAUAUACUUAUUUACAAAUUUCUAAUAUGUCGACAAUUUUGACUACUUAUACGCAAGUAAACAAAGUGAGCUCUACCACUGUUGUUGGCUUCCUUUCUGGACUUGGUUCAACUGCUUUCCUUUUGACUUUAUAUAAAUUCUGUUUCGGCGGCUACAAGGCACCGGGCUUAUUAAAACGUGUCUUACCUAAAGAAUGGACUAUGAGACUACGGAUUAAGAGGCUACGAUUACAAGACUACGACAGAUAUCUAAAUGACUACCUCUGA